AUGGACACAGAUAUUCUAAACGCAUCACAUAAUGAUGACCGCGAUGCCGAGCUUGAUGCUUGGUUGGCGGGGAAAACACCGUUCCAGCAGGACGAUGGGAUCAGUUACAGUGAGCACAGCCAGUUUGCGACUAACUGCAUGGGAGAGAGCAUCCCUCCUUACAACUUUGAUCUCUUUUCGGAACGGGCGCAUAGCCAAGUGACGAACCGAUGGAACCCAGACUACAACUAUGACAGCGAUAGCGGCAGCUACGAAGCAGAGCAAGAGAACAGCAUCACCCCCAAAGGUAAAGCUGUGUACCAAAACAGUGUUGACGAAAACGUGAAUGUGUACCGUGGCACCUACACACCCACCAAAUACAUCGAGACUGCUGGCGAGAAGGAGAACACCAGCUUUGCGGGCGGACGUCAGAGGAAGGCGAGAAUUUCCUCGCGAAAAUCUGCGGCUGCCAACAGCAAGUGGAUUGAAGAGAGAAAGACGGCAGAUUAUGCAUCUCACAAUCGCAGAAGCCGCUCGAAGCUUUCUUCACGUAACCAGAAUGCUGGUUGGAAGGCACAUCCAUCGUUUGAGAUCGAGGAAUGCCUGGACGAUGGCGACAGCAGGACAAUGCGCCACAUUGUCGAUUGCGAGGUGAUCUCGAAUCCGGAUUCGAUUUCUGAGUGCGGCCGAUCAGAUUGGUCAAACCGUGCUGGCAUUGGACACCUCCGGUCCCCCCAGUGA
Messenger RNA from Grosmannia clavigera kw1407, 720 nucleotides. RefSeq lists its product as uncharacterized. The record is from RefSeq and is a predicted model, not a curated record. The transcript has 2 exons. The coding region runs from base 1 to 720 and encodes 239 amino acids. Lineage: Eukaryota; Fungi; Ascomycota; Sordariomycetes; Ophiostomatales; Ophiostomataceae.